GAAAAGGGAGACAAGGGACAAUGAAGAAAACGACAAAAGGCUGGUGAGUACCCGAGCGACAAUGAUCUCCCGCCUAGCUCAGUACUGCUAUCCUAUUGUUGCUCGUCAGCGACGAAGCUUAUUAUUCAACCUUGAAUGGUACUUUUUCAGUGAUAUAUACACCACCACCACUAUCAUUGCUUCUCUCGUCUUUGCAUGACUGCCUCCUCCAAGCAUUAACUACUAGACUCUAGAUUCAUCACGAACAACCAUGAACGCACUCUUCGCUCGCGCAUCAUUGAAGCGCAGCUCUCGUACUCGUACCCGAAAGAACUCAAUCUCAAUAUCAUCAGACGCUGGCUGUCCUCCAUCCCGCUCGUCUUCUAUCGUCACCCAUAACCACACUCGACCACUUCCUCUCCAAAUCAUUCCAGAACUAUCAGAAAAUGACUUUGAAAUCGACUCAGGGCCUCUGAAGCUCUCCAUCCCUUACUCGGACGAACCUUCUAGACCUUCACCACGCGUGACCCUCUCUGCCUUUGCAUUCUCCAUCGAUGACGCAUUGCUUAUGCUCAAUGACGAGCCUCUCUCACCCGCUCUCUCUGCAUCAUCUUCCACCGAUGACAGCAAUUCCAGUGCAUCAGACGAUGAAGACUUCUGUGAGCUGCGUCUCCCGAGUCCUCGCCUGAGGCCCAAGCGCAUCAGCAUUCGCCCGCUCUGCAUCACCAAGACUCGUUCCAUCGUCUGUGCAGAUGACGAGGACGUCGCAGAGAUAAUAGAGAAGGACAUGAAGCUCGUUGACAUCCCAGAGGUAGAGGAAACCCAGGAAGAAGAAGACGAGUAUGACUUCUACACGCGCCAAUUCCAGGACUUCAUUUCUCUAUAUGCACCUCAACCCUCUUGUGUGCCCAUCUCUGCAGCAGCACCCGCCCGCCCAGACUCUGUCAUUCUCUCAUCCGAGGAUGCACCCAAGUUGCCCGUGGAGGCACCAAAGCCUCGUGGACGCAGUCGAUUCUCAAAAGCUCUGCCGCUCCUUCCUCUCCCUACGCCGCCUCCCUCUAUGUUCCCUUUACCACCCAUUCCACAGCUUUCGGCGUCGGCGAUCCGCAGGAAACGUGUGAUCCCACCCAUGCCUAAAUACCCACCUCCCCCACCACCAAGCCGCCCUCCUCCUCAGAUGGCUGUUCCAUCCGAUAUCGAGGAGCUCGAUAUCUCGUUCGAAGACGAACCUGUUCGUUCGACCGUCAUCGAACAAGUCUGGUUCGACGACGACGAAGAAGAGUCUAUCUAUUCACAGCCUUCCUUCGCUCCAGCCCAGGAAAACAUCCACCCCAUCUCACCCGCUGUCCCCGAAACUCCCGUCGACGAAAUGUACCUCCCUCGCGCAAGCAUUGAUUCAGAUACACCCCGCAGCUCACUCGAGUCUUUCUCCUCCUCUUCCGCCCACUCAUCCUCAUCCUCCUCAGAAAGCUGCCCAAUCUCCCCCUUCUCUUUCCCUCCUACUCCAAGAGUUCAGGAGAAAACUCACCAACUGCGCAGUCGAUGGAGCUCAUCCACGAUGUCCUCUCUCGUUGCCGAGCCCCCACGCACGAUCCUAAGUCCUCUGCGCGGUGUCUUUGGUUCGAAAUCAAAGCGUCCUCCUCCAAUCAUCUCUACGUCUCCUCGUACCCAGGCAACAACUCCCACUCAAACCCCGUACAAAAUGCCCUUGACGCGCAUGGUGUUCCCAGCAACGCCCUCUCCACCUAGCACGCCUUCACGACAUAUCCGCCGCCAGAACUCACGUUCGUCGACGAGCUCGGCUGGCUGGUCUGAAUGUGAUAGCUGCGAUUCGGGGAAUAGCUCGAGUGGGUUGAGGCGCAAGCCGAUUCCUGUUGAGAUGUUCUUGCGCGCUUGAGGAUAAUGCGUUGGUUGGUUGUGGUAUAUUAUUAUAUGACAUUUCGCAUUCUUGUUUCAUAAUAAUCUUCGUUUUGUUUCUGUUUCAUGUUCUCUAUUACUAGUGUUGCUUUCCCUUUUACUCCGCUCUCCAUUCAUUCAUUCAUUCGUUGAAACGAAUCACGACGUACUUAUUGUAUCUAUUAUCACUCACUCACCUCACAUACUGUAGCCUCUCACUUGCAUCAUUCACUCAUUCAUUCAUUCUGUCUUUCCUUUGUCUUUCUCUCUACUCUCUGUCUCACUAUAGCAUAGUACAAUUGUAGCCUAGUUCAUAACUAACGAUAAAAUGAUAUCUCGCUUUGAGUUUAGGGUUUUGGAAAGUUGUCAAUGAUCGUGAGCUCGAGGACAUCC
This is a messenger RNA of Suillus paluster, 2268 nucleotides long. RefSeq lists its product as uncharacterized. NCBI's taxonomy places the organism in Eukaryota, Fungi, Basidiomycota, Agaricomycetes, Boletales, Suillaceae. The transcript has 3 exons. The coding region runs from base 251 to 1876 and encodes 541 amino acids. The record is from RefSeq and is a predicted model, not a curated record.